UGGAGUGAUACACAAAAAUGAUUCAAAUUCGAUAAGUACUUUUGUGGCAUUGGUAUGAGUUGUAUGAUUAUAGACUCUGUCUGAGCAAUAUUCUGUAGCCACUGAAUUCCCGAUGGAUAGAAGCCUGUGUAAAGCUGUUAAAGAGGGAAACUGUGAGAAAGUGAGAGAGUUAGCCCGGAAUAAUCCUCAGAUUCUCAAAACGGUUACUCCUCUGGGAAAUACAGCUCUCCAUGUAGCAGCCAGUCGAAAGGAUCAUAAGCUUGCUGAACUGCUGCUUUCGUUGAAACCAUGCAUCAUAUUAAUGAGGAACGUAAAUCAAGAGACAGCGCUGCAUAAAGCGGCCGCAGCGGGAUGUUUGGAAGUUGUUCAGCUUCUCCUCGACUUUAAGAAUGGAGUGCGCUGUAAUUCUUCAGAAUGCGCUCAUCCGGACGGAUAUGAUUUAGAAGGCUGUCGUUUAGAUCCCAAUGAUCUCUGGAGAGCUCCAAAUCUUGACAAUGAAACAGCCCUCCACUACGCAGCAAGAGGUGAUUAUCCGGAGAUUGCGAGCGCGCUAUUGAAAAAAGUGAAGGAUAUUGAAUUAAUUCUGAACAAAGCUGGCGAGUCUGCACUCUAUACAGCAUGUGAAGGUGGCUCUUGGCGCGCGGCAGUGAAGCUGGGAGAGAGAGAUUCUAUCUCCGACACGAGGCAAGAUAAACAAACUUGCCUUCAUCAACUCUUAACUAUUGACGGCCAUUGUUAUACUGAUAUAGCCCUGUACUUGCUCGGAAAGAGACCCGCUCUGGCCGAAAAGGCUGACGCUGCAGGCAACUUUCCAUUGCACUUAGCGUCAAUAAGAGGCAAUAGAAGAAUCGUAGAGGAGUUACUAAAAAGAAGUCCAGAUACGGCUCUGCAAAAGAACAAGGAUGGGAUGGCUGCAAUUCAUUAUGCAGCGCGCAAAGGUCACGAGGAUAUAGUAAGUUGCUUGAUCGAUUAUGUACCAGAUUGUACGGAAGUUCUUGGGAAGGACAACAAGAAUGCCCUUCAUUUUGCUUUGGAAUAUGGCCGAAUUUCAGCGGCGAAAACUCUGCUGUCGGAGUCGAUGGACCCUUCGUUUUUAAUCAACCACGCUGACAGGGAUGGCCAGACGGCUCUUCACAAAGUAGUAGAGGAUCCUGAGUUGGCUUCCGAGAUGUUAUCUCCAAUGCUUAAAAUAUCUCGGUGGAAUGUAAAUGCAGCAGAUAACAACGGUCUUGCUACGCUGGAUGUUGCGGAAGCCAAGAUUAUGACCGUGAUGAAGUCGUCUUACAGGAAGCAACUGAGAAAAUGUGGCGCCCACAGAAAAGAGGGGAUAAGUUUGAAGCGCCAAAGAUCCAGAUCCUCACCGUUGCUGGAGAGAUCCCCCCAAAAGGAUGGUAAGGUUAAAAAAGACGACGGAGACAACCUGUCAGUAAUUGCGACCCUCGUUUUUACGGUAACAUUUGCGGCCGCCUUGACGGUUCCAGGUGGAUUUCGGACCGAUAACGGCGUUCCUGUGUGGAUGCAUGCCACCGCAUUCCAAUGCUUUAUCGUAAGCGAUACACUAGCUUUCUGCCUUUCCAUCCUAGCGAUGUUUAUCUUAACCAUUAAGAGUAGGGAUAAGCAAGAGGUCUCUGUGAGGAUACAUGGUUUCAUCCUGUUCAGGGCAAAAUAUUAUAGAGGUUAUCUAUAUUUCCUUUUUGGUAACAUAGGGUGUCGUUUUAACGGGCAACAUAUGGUAUCCAAUGCAAUCAACGCAACACUAGUCGCAUUCAUCACUGGUGUGUAUGUUACGGUGGCACCCAAGUAUUUGUGGUUAGCGCUUACGGUCUGUACAAUGGGAGUCUUCACCGUUUUCAUAUAUUUCCUCAUGUUGGCCGCUACCCCCACGAUCAAUAGAAAAUUUUGAGAGCUUGGAGUUGCAUAAAACGAACUGUUUUUGGGAAGGUAUUUAAUUGUCUUACCAAAGAAGCAUAUAUAUAUCUUAAAUUUUUAUAGGAUUUGAACUUGUUAGCUCUUAAUUAUACUACAAAAGAAGCAUACAUAUCUUAACUCUUUGUGGGAUUUGAACUUGUUACCUCUCUUUCAAGAGCACAAGUUCUCCAUGAUGAAGCCAAUUUAGGCUUAUAUUAUACACUAUAUGCAAUACCGCUUU
This is a messenger RNA of Cryptomeria japonica (Japanese cedar), 2149 nucleotides long. RefSeq names its product ankyrin repeat-containing protein NPR4. Gene Ontology annotation, cellular component: plasma membrane. The transcript has 3 exons. Bases 113 to 1903 code for a protein of 596 amino acids. Gene Ontology annotation, molecular function: protein phosphatase 1 binding; protein phosphatase regulator activity. The record is from RefSeq and is a predicted model, not a curated record. Lineage: Eukaryota; Viridiplantae; Streptophyta; Pinopsida; Cupressales; Cupressaceae.